Sordaria macrospora k-hell is the source of this 1563-nucleotide messenger RNA. The record is from RefSeq and is a predicted model, not a curated record. Lineage: Eukaryota; Fungi; Ascomycota; Sordariomycetes; Sordariales; Sordariaceae.
AUGACCAGGGAGUCAUAUUUCACAUAUUCCGAAGAUCAAGAGUCAGCCGUCAACCAUGACAUCCACUGGCGUCCCGGCAUCGGCGCGGAUGGCACCGAGACCUACAUGCCGCGGACCGUUAUUUACGACCUGAAAGGUGGCUUUGGGUCCAUGGCAAAGACAAAUGCGCUGUACAAUAAUCUCGAGGAGGGACAGACGCCUCAAGCUUUGUGGAAUGGCCCAACCGUCCUUCAAAAACAGCCAACCAUCCCUCAAUCCGCCUACCAACAGUCCCUCGACGCCGGCCUCGAACCGGCCCCCCUCUCAACAGACUCAGUCCGCUACUGGUCCGACUUCAACCGCGUCUUCUACCACCCGCGCUCCGUCGUCCAACUAAACGAGUACGAGCUCAACUCAUCCAUCAUGCCCUUUGAGCGCUACGCCACAGGCGAAGACCUAUUCGCCUCUCUCGACAAGGAAUUCGACCUUCUCGACCGGGACCUCCGCCCGUUCAUCGAAGAAGCCGACCAGAUGCAAGGCAUCCAAGUCCUGACGGGUAUCGACGACGCCUGGGGCGGCUUUGCGGUCAAGUACCUGGAGAGGGUGCGGGAUGAGUACGGCAAGACGGCGGUAUUCGUGUGGGGCAACGAGCAUGGGGACUCCUUCAAACCGGGACAGACGAGGGAGAAGCGCCUCCUUCGACUGGCCAACAAGGCGCGCACGCUGACGGAGGUGUACAAGUACGCGAGCGUCGUGGUGCCGUUCACGGUGCCCUUUGCUACGCUGGACCCGACCAAGUUGGCCCUGGACGCCGGGUCGCAGUGGCAUACUACUGCGUUGUUGGCUACGGCCAUGGAGAGCGUCACGCUUCCGAGCCGCUUGAGGGAUAAGGCGAAUAGGGAUACGCUGGGCACGCUGGCUGAUACGCUUAAUGCGAUGGGCAAGCAGAAUGUGGCGAGCUUGGGGAUGAGCUUUGCGCCGCAGCCGAUAGACGAAGAGGAAGAGGAAGGCUCGACGGAUCUCAGGCAGAGGCAGCUUGGCAAACAGAAGCAGAGUGGACAUGCGGCUGUGAUGGCGAAGGAGAACCCGGAGGGAGUGUUCCUUGAUAUUAACUUUACUCCGUCGGAUCAGCUGGAUUAUAUCCGUCGUCGUGGCGGUGGUGGUGGGGGUGAUAACAGACCGAGGAUGUUUAGCCAGGUGAUCACCUCGAGAGGUUAUGAGGUUGGUGAUGAGGCGCAGGAGGCUGAGGAGGCUGAGGAGGAUGAGAGGUUCCGCAGGAAGAGCUCGUAUGAGCCUGUUACGAGGAGUUAUCACACCUCCCUUCGCUUCCCUCUUCUGGAUAGCUUCCCACAGAUUUUCAAGGAUGGCAAUGGUGAGCUACUGAAGAGAGGAGGAGGCCUCAACGUCACUAGCAGUCUGUCCACGGAUGCUUCGGUGUGCAAGAGGCUGAAGCUGUUGAGGACCACGGUCGUUCGGUCGAUUGGAAUGGAGGACAGGGAGCAGCUUGGAAAUGAGCUGGCGGAGAUGGCUGAUGAGUAUCAUGAAGGGUGGUCGAGCGGAAGCGAUGAUGGCGAUGACGAUUGA